Hyaloscypha bicolor E is the source of this 2502-nucleotide messenger RNA. RefSeq lists its product as uncharacterized. Bases 1 to 2442 code for a protein of 813 amino acids. The record is from RefSeq and is a predicted model, not a curated record. Gene Ontology annotation, cellular component: membrane. The transcript is spliced from 11 exons. Gene Ontology annotation, biological process: transmembrane transport; amino acid transport. NCBI's taxonomy places the organism in Eukaryota, Fungi, Ascomycota, Leotiomycetes, Helotiales, Hyaloscyphaceae.
AUGAACAAGCCAGAAGAGCAGAUAUUGGACGGAUUUCAGACACUGAUUGGUACGUCAAACCUGGGAUCUCUUGACACAAGGAGUCAGCAGUGCCAAGAUAGGAGAGUGAACCGCUUCAGCGGGAGGGGAAAAUGGUACCAGCCCGGAGUCGAGUCCCAGGCCAGAAUCCGAAUCUCGGGACGGAGGCUGGAGCUUUUCGUCCGAAGUUUCCUCGCCCAUUUUGUCAUGGAUCAACCAGUGCGGGGGCACGAAAGGGGACUCUCUCCAAAUACCUUAGGGGGAAGAACUCAUUCCGCCUCAGAUAAUCCAGAUAGUCAUCAAACGUCAAACGAUCUCGCCGGACAUGUAACCAUGCGGCAACCUGUCGGCGGGCCGCACCGCCUUGUGAACGGAACAAUUGGCAUGGGCUUGUUCGACAACAGUGGCGAAAUCCUCAACAUCGCCGGGCCUGUCGGCGGCCUCAUCGCAUAUAUUAUAGUUGGUAUCGCAGUCAUUUGCAUCAUGGAAGGGGUUGCGGAGAUGAUUGGCCACUGGCCUAUCGCAAAUGCGAUGGUGGAGUUUGUAAAGGCGUUUGUGGACAAAGAUCUGGCAAUCGUUGUAGGACUUGCGUACUGGUAUCCAUCUCCACCUCCUACAUAUUUGCAGACGCUGACGAAACUAGCAAAUUUGGCUCGUUAUUGGGACUGGUCGGUGGUAUUGCAGGACCUCAUGUUUAUUCUUGGUGUGCCUAUACUUUUACUCGUGGUCAACUGCUUGGGAGUAUUUUGGUAUGGCAACGUUGAAGCUGUCAUGGGUCUCUUGAAAAUCACCCUCGUCAUCGGCUCAUUUCUGGCCAUCUGCUUUGAUUCUGCUAACAUUACAUUGAUGAUAGAUACACAUGCACCAACACCGAACGGGAAAAUUGGAGGAGCUUAUAUCAAUGAUGGGUUCAAGAACAAUCCUAUUGUAGCAUCCAAUCCAGCAAUUGCCGUAUUAGUGUCAAUUCCAAUCGUCGCCUACGGAUACAUUGGGGUCGAGAUCGUGGCCGUCACCGCUCUGGAGGCGAAGAACCCCCAACAAUCCCUUAAAUACCCCGCAAAGCUCAUUGCAUGGCUUACAGCAACCAUGUACUUCUUUUGCGCUCUGGGCUUCUACCUGAACGUGCGCUGGACGGAUCCGCUUCUGCCCAGUGUGCCACACAGAAUUGCCCAUGGAAGUCUCACAAUUGCUCCUUCGACGAACACGACCCAGACAAACGCAAUUGUGGUGAUCGCUAUCCUCAACGCCAACAAACCGGAUCUGCCAGGAUUCCUCAACGGAUGUUUGAUAAUGGCGGUUCUGAGUGCCGCAAAUACAGCUCUCUACGUUGCAUCUCGCACCCUGUUUGGCCUGACUAGAGAGCUUGAUCCCCACAACAGGUAUUGGGGCUGGGUCUCGAAAUUGAGUACAACCACUCAUACCAGAAGGGUGCCUGCAGCAGCACUCUUCGCAUCGGCACUGGCUUUCUGCUGGGUUCCCCUCCUGCACUUGACAAAAAGCUACACUGAUCAAGAUUUACAAGAGAUUAUGAGCGGCAUUGCAACAGUUGCUGUCGUUAUUGUUUGGGGCUCUCUUUGCCUGGCGUUCAUCCGAUACCGUAGAUGGCUCAGAAGGUUUCGCGACUCUGAACAACUUGCCCACGAUUAUCGGGAAUACAACCACUGGGCCGUGAACAACGACCGCGUUCCUUUCAGUACAAUACUUGGCUGGAUGCAGCCCAUUCCCGCUUAUAUCGGUCUGAUAUUCUGCAUCUUGACGGUGUUCUUCUUUGCCACCACAGGAUGGUGGAACCGCGGCGAGAAACACAUUGAUAUAUGGUCUACUUUCGUAGGACCCGUAACUCUCGCGAUAUUCUGGCUCAUCCUGAAAGCCUUCCGAUACGGGAACAAUUUUGAGUGGUUUGUCACCCUUGGCAGCUGGGAGGAUUUGCAAGACCGCCUUGAUCGGCUGUCUUCAGCACUUGUGACCGACGCUCCAGUCGGAACAAAUUUUGUAGAAGCGGGAGGAACUGUCUUCGAGAUGAAUCACCAAUUCACACAAUCGCCUGCCCCGCAAAGUCAGAACGGGCUGUUGGCAGAGCCGGGUGAUUUUGGCUAUGUAACAACACGCGCCGACACUGGACUUGGUUUCGGUUUGGGGCCUGGGAAUCUUGCAUACCCAGAUCGGGUGAGGACCCCAAGCCCGAGGGCCAUACCGUCGAGAGAUCUGAUACAAACAAUGGAACAAAACAAUCGGGGAGAAACGCGGCGGAGGCCGGUUGCUGGCGCCAUACCACAAUCAUCGCACGACGAUAUUCAAGUCUUGGGGCAAGAUCGCAGACCUGGCGAUAGACCUGGGAGAUUCCAGUCAGGGUUCCAAAGCGGGUCCAGGCAGACAUAUGACCAUCAUCCUUUGAACCCGGGAGAUGGGAGUAAUGUAAUAUAGAGUCCGCAUAGCCUUGUAAUCGUAAUGUAAUACCCAUGUAUGAACAGAAUAAAAGUCGCC